UAAAACAUAUAACAUUUUAAAAUGUAGUUUAAAAGUAUGUUUGUUUUUAACUUUAGAGCCUUUAGUGCAUAUGAAGAAGGUUGUGAAGUUGAUGUUGAUUGUGAGCACACAGAGCGAUUACUGCUUGAUGUUUAUACUGAAAAAUUUUUGUCCUGCAAUUUUCCCGACCCUUUUUCAUUAAAAAUUGGUUGGUGUGGCGAAGAAGAAGGCAUGAAAUCUUGGCCCAGUCUGUUUUUUAUGGACAUAGAAAAAUACUUUUUAAAAGUCAGUAGACAAGAAAAGCUAUGUAGAAAAUUAGAAAGUGAAUACAAGGAAGGAAAAGCUUAUAGAUACUAUUUAAAUAAUUUUAUUGGGGAAAUUUUUAUCCACAGUGUUGGUUGUGAGUCCAUAUAUUGUCUGUUUAAAACAAAAUGUGUUCCCUCCCAGAGAGUUAAUGCGAAAUCUUAUGAUGUUUGGGCGAUUGUUGAGAAGGAUGCAAAUGUUCAACCUGGGGGAACUAUUAUUGCAAGCUAUUGUACUUGCGUUGCUGGAUUAUUAGGAAUUUGUAGUCAUGUAGCUGGUAUGCUAUUUCGUAUAGAAGCUGCAGUAUUAUCGGGGUUUACACAACUCACUUGCACUCAAAAACUUGCAGAGUGGAGCAUUCCUUCUAAAAAGAAAAAAAUCGAACCAGGAAAACUAAUUUGACUAAUUUUGAUGUUAGUGCAGACCAUUACAAAAAAAAAGUUUUAAAAAGAAAUUUAAAUCAAUGCAAAGAUAUUGUGAAAAAGAGUCUUGAGUAAGUUCCAUUUUGUAAAGAAAAUGAAGCCUCCCUGAAAAACAAAGAGAAUACAAGAAAAAAUCUUUUUAAUGAAAUAAAGGAUCUUAUACCUCAAAGCUGUUUUGCAGAAGUAAUGGUUAGUAAAAAGCUUUCUUCUGAAAUAAAUAAAAAUACUGUAUAUGUUGAUUCAAUAAAAGAAGCUGUUGAGGAAUUUAAAAAAAAUCCAUCAUUUUCAGCUAAAGAAAAUAUAAACUUGGUUGUUGAAAAAUUAGUAAGUUGCCUUCACCUAACUGAUGAACAAAUUAAAUAUAUUUACGAGAAAACUAUAUUGCAAUCUCAGUUUAGAGAUUGGAUAAUCCAUCGUAAGUGUAGAAUGACUUCUUCAAACUUUAAGCAAGUAUAUUUGAUAUGGAAGUAGUACAAUAUUUGUACUACUUCCAUAUCAAACAUCAUAUUAGGAGAGUCGGAAAGUUUUCAAACAUUUUCAAUGAAGUAUGGAAUUGCUCAAGAAGUACAUGAAAAAAUUAAAUAUAAACAUUUAAUUAAAAAAUCACAUAAAAAUGCUACUUUUGCUAAUCCUGGAAUGACUAUUCUUAAAACACACCCCUUUAUUAGUGCUUCACCAGAUAUGGAAGUAUUUUGUUCAUGCCAUGGUGCCAAAUCUUACAGGUGUAAUAGCACGCCACAAAUCUUACAGGUGUAAUAGCACGCAUAAUUUCUUAAUCAAGAGUAAAAAUAACACAAGUUAAUGAUUUAGCCAUUGCUCUUAUCCAUGAUCGAAAAAUCUCAGAACAAGUUGAUACUCCAAUACUAAAUCCUACAGCCAAAUCUUGAUGUAGGCUUCCUAAUCUCAACUUCAUUAAAACAAGCAAGAAUUCAUCCUUAGAACAUAGUUUUCUAGGUCUACCUGUUUUUUUACAGUGCUUGUAUAUCGUUUUUUUCUUUGCAGUAGCAAUUGAAGUAGACUUAAACCUUUUAUGUACAAAUGGUUGUAUGAAAUUAUGAGGCUUGUGAAAUAGUUUUAAAGAAGAUAUAUUUGUAUAGAAAUUACAUAAUUUGUCAUUGUUAAU
Hydra vulgaris (swiftwater hydra) is the source of this 1827-nucleotide messenger RNA. RefSeq lists its product as uncharacterized. The record is from RefSeq and is a predicted model, not a curated record. Lineage: Eukaryota; Metazoa; Cnidaria; Hydrozoa; Anthoathecata; Hydridae.